AUGUUAUCAGGCGCUAUGAGGACACGGAUGAUGAUUAUGGCGGCGGCUAAGCGCCCAGCUUCAAGUCGCGUGUGGUUCUCGUCCAGCGCUGAUGGGACCGGUUCAGAAGCUGAGCAGGCGAUGCACACGGCGCUUCAGCAGCAGCUCAAGGCAGAGCACGUCAAGGUGACGGACGUAUCUGGCGGCUGCGGCUCCAUGUUUGACGUCGAAGUCGCGUCGGCGCAGUUUGCGGGGCAGUCGCGGGUCAAACAGCACCGAAUGGUUAACGAGGUUCUAAAGGAAGAGAUCAAGACGAUGCACGGAAUGACGAUCCGGACCAUGACGCCCGAGCAGUUCCGUAGUCUGCAACGCACCUAG
This is a messenger RNA of Peronospora matthiolae, 357 nucleotides long. NCBI's taxonomy places the organism in Eukaryota, Oomycota, Peronosporomycetes, Peronosporales, Peronosporaceae. The record is from the annotation of a GenBank genome assembly.